CACAGCUGCAUCUAGCUGCAGGGUCAAGAGCAGCAAGCAGUCAGCGAGUCCCAGCCCCUCCUCCAGCAGCCGGCACCCCCAAAUCCAGAGUAGAAGUGCGGCAAGGCAGGAGCCGCAGCAGGACAAACCGCCAACCUCAAGACACUUUUCAGAACCUCAGGAUGCAGAUGUCUCCAGCCUUUGUCUGCCUCGCCCUGGGCCUGGCCUUCGUCUUUGCGGAAGGGUCCGCCUUGCACCCUCACCGGUCCCGGGCAUCCCACCUGUUCACGGACUUCGGCGUGAAGGUGUUCCAGCAGGUGGUGCAGGCCUCCGAGGACCGCAAUGUGGUUUUCUCGCCCUAUGGGGUGGCUUCCGUGCUGGCCAUGCUGCAGGUGGCAGCAGGAGGAGACACCCGGCAGCAGAUCGAAGCAGCGAUGCAGUUCCAGAUCCACGAGAAAGGCAUUGCCCCCGCCCUUCGUCAGCUGCACAGAUCGCUCAUGGGGCCGUGGAACAAGGAUGAGAUCAGCACAGCGGACGCCAUCUUUGUCCAACGAGAUCUGAAGUUGGUCCAGGGCUUCAUGCCCCAUUUCUUCAGGCUGUUCCAGAGUACAGUCAAGCAGGUGGACUUUUCAGAGGUGGAAAGAGCCAGGUUCAUCAUCAACGACUGGGUGAAGACAAACACUAAAGGCAUGAUCAGCGACUUGCUUGGCGAAGGGGCCGUGGACCACCUGACGUGCCUGGUGCUGGUGAAUGCCCUCUACUUCAACGGCCAGUGGAAGAUGCCCUUCCCAGACUCAAGCACCCACCACCGCCUCUUCUACAAGUCUGACGGCAGCACCGUCUCUGUGCCCAUGAUGGCCCAGACCAACAAGUUCAACUACACUGAGUUCUCUACGCCCGACGGCCAUUACUAUGAUAUCCUGGAAUUGCCCUACCAUGGAGACACGCUCAGCAUGUUUAUUGCGGCCCCCUAUGAAAAAGAGGUGCCUCUCUCUGCCCUCUCCAACAUUCUGGAUGCCGGGCUCAUCAGCCAGUGGAAAGGAAAUAUGACCAGACUGCCCCGCCUCCUGGUGCUGCCCAAGUUCUCCCUAGAGAGUGAAAUUGACCUCAGGAGGCCCCUGGAGAGCUUGGGGUUGACCGACAUGUUCAGGCCAGGCUGGGCGGACUUCACGAGUCUUACAGAUCAAGAGUCUCUCUACGUGUCGCAGGCACUGCAGAAAGUCAAGAUCGAGGUGGAUGAGAGCGGCACGGUGGCAUCCUCGUCCACAGCCGUCAUGGUCUCAGCCCGAAUGGCCCCCCAGGAGAUCAUAAUGGACAGACCUUUCCUCUUUGUGGUGCGGCACAACCCCACAGGAACAGUCCUUUUCAUGGGCCAAGUGAUGGAACCCUGAACAUGGAAAGAAGAAGCCCUUCUGUGGGACAGAACUGGAGACGUUUCCAAAACAGAAGACACUUUAAAAAAAAAAAAAAAGAAUUUUCAUUUUAAUUACAUUUUCUGCAGAAACAGAAGACAUU
This is a messenger RNA of Choloepus didactylus (southern two-toed sloth), 1494 nucleotides long. RefSeq names its product serpin family E member 1 (gene SERPINE1). The record is from RefSeq and is a predicted model, not a curated record. The coding region runs from base 162 to 1370 and encodes 402 amino acids. The transcript is spliced from 9 exons. Gene Ontology annotation, biological process: negative regulation of endopeptidase activity; negative regulation of vascular wound healing; negative regulation of plasminogen activation. Gene Ontology annotation, molecular function: serine-type endopeptidase inhibitor activity. Lineage: Eukaryota; Metazoa; Chordata; Mammalia; Pilosa; Megalonychidae.